Cyclospora cayetanensis is the source of this 1605-nucleotide messenger RNA. RefSeq lists its product as uncharacterized. The record is from RefSeq and is a predicted model, not a curated record. The transcript has 6 exons. Bases 1 to 1605 code for a protein of 534 amino acids. Lineage: Eukaryota; Apicomplexa; Conoidasida; Eucoccidiorida; Eimeriidae.
AUGCAGCCCCACAGAACCCCAGUGGACUGGCAGUGGCCACAGGGGAACCGCCAGCCUUACAGCCUACUCCAAUCUCAUUGUGCAGCGUUGCCGCACACGGCGCGGCCUCGGUCCGUGUGCAGCCAUUCACUGACAAAGCAGCCAGUGCAUGUGCGUGCUGAGACUGCCAUGCUGUUGCGACUUUACGCAGCGUGGCGCUCAGACGCCCUGCGUCAGAUCUGCGAGGCGUUCAUUCUGAAAGCGUACAGCCACUGCACAGCAGCAGCCGUGACUCUCGAGCGAGUUGCAGAGACACUGGGUCUUACCCUCCCUGGCGUGAGCGGCGGCGAGUCAGCUGCCGCUGAUGCCUCUCGCCAGUGUCUCUCCCUUCUGGAAAGCCUGCAGCUGUCUGUUGCUGCUGCUGCUCCUACGCUCCGAGAGCAGCCCAGUGGCUUGGCCAGCGAUGAACAACCAGUCGUCCAGCAGCAACAGCACCAGCACGGGGCAGCUGAUAAGCGGAAGAGCGUGGCCUCGUUUACGCUUCUCACGGAUAUGCCGGGGCCCAACGAGGGGCCCCCAGGGGGCACUAUCAGGAACGGCAGUAGGCCUCUUCAAGGCGAGAGUUGCCAGGUGAGGGAGGCAGCAUCUCGUCAAAAGGAUAGCGAUGCUGGCAAUAGGGGAUAUGUAGAGAACAGUAAAAGACCGGAACGAGGUGGAUUACCCUUGGAAAGCAAAAGGAAAGAGACGCGGCGGCACUCCUGUUUCUCCACUUAUCUCUCUCUCUCUCGCUUCAUGAACAGCCCAUUUUCCUUGCGUCAAGUUGCAGCCCCCACUAUCUACGCAGCUUUUCCCCUGCCUGCGCCCUCCUUAGGCUUGCUUCAAGAGAAGAACGCUGGUCAAGUUCCACCUCCCUUUCGCUGCAGCCUUCUUUGUGCAGCAGCGGAGACUCUAGCGAGGGAGGAACCGCCUCCAAGAAGCCCUCUGCUACUGCGCAGGGGCAUGGCCGAGCUACACAUUGGAGGCCUCUCCUCGUUGCUCUCGCGCUGGCAGCCGGCGAUUGUCUGUCUCUCGAAGUCCCGACUCCUCCACUUCUUUGCUUGUGCAGAAGAAGAGGUUCCCAUUAGAACCUUCUUCGUUGGAGGCGCAGAGGUCAGGAUUUGUGGAGGCGGGUAUGCGGUUCUCGGUGGCACUGUGAAGCGCACAGGCAGCAGAGAAGGGGCGAAAAUGGACAUUCAAGUGACUGAAAAGAAGAGAAGAGGCUUCCUACCGCGGUCUUCUUUGGUAUUUAGGGUCAACGGCAGUCGGGAGUGCAAGGAGUGGCUGUCUGUCUUGGAAAUGGCAGCAGACGACAGGGCCUUCCUUGCUUCGGCACAGGAUAUAAACACGGGUCAUGCGGCUCCCGUAGAUGCGUGCGAGCCCCCCUCUUACGCAUCCAGGAUCGUUAAGGGGACCCCUGGAGAUCCCAGUGCGACAUUCUACAGCAACAAUAGCAAUUCUGCCGAAGCGUACGGUGUGCAGCAUCUGAUGCCAUAUCCUGCUGCUACUGGAAUGCAGCACUUAGACGUAGGGGCACAUAUUCCUUCUGGGAGUAUGGAUGAGGUGUCUCUUGAUGAGCCACCAUCUUAA